This is a messenger RNA of Tachysurus vachellii, 1562 nucleotides long. It is a transcript of the gene psmd5, whose product is annotated as proteasome 26S subunit, non-ATPase 5. The record is from RefSeq and is a predicted model, not a curated record. Gene Ontology annotation, cellular component: cytosol. NCBI's taxonomy places the organism in Eukaryota, Metazoa, Chordata, Actinopteri, Siluriformes, Bagridae. The transcript has 10 exons. The coding region runs from base 19 to 1533 and encodes 504 amino acids. Gene Ontology annotation, biological process: proteasome assembly.
CUGACGCAGUUGAGCAUCAUGGCGGCUGCUAUUGAAAGAUUGCUAGCAGAAAUAGCCGAAGUGGAGGAUCCAGUUGAGGGACUCAGAAGCCUUAGGACGGCUGUUUUCGCGACACCUGUUAGCUCUUUGAGGGAAACUUUAUCCGUCGCGCAGUUGGGAAUCAUUUUCUCGCUGCUGAACACAAAUGAUAAGGAGCAGAUAGAAAUAUGUGUGGAGAUCCUGGGACGAGUCUUGGAGGUAUUAGAUCCUGCCCAACUGGCUCGUGACUGCAAGACGGAGCUUCAGAGUGGACUUAACCAUCCAGAUAAUUCAGUCAAAGUGCUCGCUCUCACUCAGAUUGGGCGUGUGGUCGGCAAUGUGGAUGGGAUAGCACAGGUGAUGAAUAAUCCUGAGAUUCUACAAGAAGUGAUCCAGUGCAUGGGGGCAGAAAGUAUAGGUGUAUCUAAAGAGGUGAUAUCUGCCCUCAGCAAGCUGUGCAACACAAAGACAGGGCUUGACGCUCUGUUCCGCUCCGAUUUGUUAAACAAGCUCAAAGACGUGAUGGCAAUGAGUGACAUUGUCAGAUUCAGAGUGUAUGAGCUGGUGGUAGAGAUUUCAUCUGUGUCCCCUGUCUCAUUGGGUUACUGUGCCAGCAACAGCUUUGUCACUAAACUUCUUGAGGAACUGACUGGAGACGAUGUUCUAAUCAGAGCAACGGCUAUAGAGAUGGUCACCAGUCUGGCUCGGAGCCAACAUGGCCGUCAGUACCUGGCACAGCAGGGAAUCAUGGAUAAACUAUCUAACAUGAUUGUGGCUGCGGACUCUGAUCCCUUCUCCAGUUUGUACCUGCCAGGCUUGGUAAAAUUCUUUGGGAAUCUGGCCAUCAUGGAUAGUCCCCAGCAGGUGUGUGAGAAUUACCCAGCAUUCCUCAGCAUGGUGUUUGCCAUGGCAAUGUCUUCAGAUCCCUCACAGAUACCUGUUGCCCUGGAUACACUGGGAGUGCUGGGAGGCACUGUCGAGGGCAAACAAGUCCUGCAUAAAACAGGUGAACAGUUUAACAAAGUGCUAAAGCAAAUGAGUCGGUUAGCCAAAGAUGGAGCUACUGAACUCAGAGUGAGGAGUCUGGAGGCCAUUGCUCAGCUACUCACACUACCAGUGGAGCAGCAGACGGAUGACUUGUUGUCGCUAACGGAGUCCUGGUUCUGCUCUUUGAGCUCAGAGCCAUUGGAAAUGAUCAGGAACAUCAGCACCCAGCCAUUCCCUGAGUUACACUGCAGCACAGUACGCAUAUUCACUGCGAUUGCAUGCCAGGCCUGGGGCCAGCGAUUGAUGAUGUCAUCACCUGGAUUUGCUGAAUGGGUGGUGGAGCGCUCCGUUAGUAAAGGAAAGGAGGCAAAAGACUGUAAAUUUGAGCUUGUCAGGGCUCUGUUAAGCUCAUCUAGCACACAAGAAAUCUUUGGUGCUCAAAAUUAUUUAAAGCUGAAAACCUACCUAAGAGAGGGGCCCUACUACGUCACCGCCAUAGCCACUGUCACCACUGAGGGAGCAGAUUGAUUAAAAAAAGCCAAACAUUGAUUAACAUU